AUGGGAAAAUACAUCAUACAUAUCUCGUACGGAACGGCGUUUCUCCUAAUGCUGUCGGCUCCAGCAGUGUUCAGCAUGUCUUUUGUAGCUGACGCUGGUGGCUACUUAUCCGUCCGGUUCAUGAUCGGUUUCUGUCUAGCCACCUUUGUGUCAUGUUCAUACUGGACCAGUGUGAUGUUUACUGGAAAGAUCAUUGGACUCGUCAACGGAUGUGCCGGUGGUUGGGGAGACAUGGGAGGAGGCGUGACUCAGUUACUCAUGCCGAUGGUCUUCCACAUCAUCAAAGUCGCUGGAGCCACUCCUUUCACGGCAUGGAGGAUCGCGUUCUUCAUCCCCGGCUUUCUUCAGGUUAUCAUGGGGAUUCUAGUGCUCACUCUUGGACAAGAUUUUCCUGAUGGAAACCUAAGUACUCUGCAGAAGAAAGGAGACGUUUCUAAAGACAAAUUAACCAAGGUGUUUUGGUAUGCUCUUCGGAACUACAGAACAUAUGUUUUGUUCAUUCUCUAUGGAUUUUCCAUGGGAAUAGAAAUGACCAUCAACAAUGUUAUCUCAGAAUAUUUCUUCGACAGGUUUCAACUCGAACUCCAUACAGCUGGUAUGAUAGCAGCCAGCUUUGGUAUGGCUAACUUCUUCGCUCGUCCUAUUGGGGGCUUCGCAUCAGACGUGUCAGCUAGGUUUUUCGGUAUGAGAGGGAGGUUAUGGACCCUUUGGAUCUUACAAACUUCUGGUGGUCUUUUCUGUGUUUGGCUCGGCCGUGCCACUUCACUUCCUAUAGCUAUUUUAGCCAUGAUGCUUUUUUCCUUUGGUGUACAAGCUGCUUGUGGGGCCAUCUUCGGCAUCGUUCCUUUUGUCUCGCGCCGCUCUCUAGGAAUAAUAUCAGGACUGACCGGCGCAGGAGGAAACUUUGGGUCGGGUCUAACUCAACUGCCCUUUUUCUCGUCAUCAAGAUUCCAUACUGCAGAUGGUUUGUCGCUGAUGGGAAUUACAGCGAUGAUUUUUACGCUUUUGGUUGCGUUUAUACAUUUUCCACAGUGGGGAAGUAUGUUUUUAGGACCAACAAGUGACAAUAGAACAUCAAAAGAAGAGCAUUAUUAUGUGGCGGAGUGGACUGAGGAAGAGAAGCUGCAAGGAUUGCAUGAAGGCAGCCUAAAGUUCGCAGAGAAUAGUAGAUCUGAAAGAGGCAAAAAGGCAGCUCCGGACGGAACCUCCACACCGCUGGAAAAUGAAAAUCCGGCUAAUGUUUAGUUAUGGAAUAUUAUUUUCAUCUCGUAUACAACUACACAUAAAAUAAGUGUUCUUUAUAUGUCCAAGGAGCACAAAUACAUUCAUUUCAUCAAAUUGAAUUACUUUUUUUUUGUCUGGAUUGUUUCUUGUUAUAUAUGAAGUUUUAUUAAUUCAAAGUAAUACAUUCAUU
This is a messenger RNA of Brassica napus (rape), 1414 nucleotides long. RefSeq names its product high affinity nitrate transporter 2.6-like. The coding region runs from base 1 to 1245 and encodes 414 amino acids. The record is from RefSeq and is a predicted model, not a curated record. Gene Ontology annotation, biological process: cellular response to nitrate; nitrate transmembrane transport. Gene Ontology annotation, molecular function: nitrate transmembrane transporter activity. Lineage: Eukaryota; Viridiplantae; Streptophyta; Magnoliopsida; Brassicales; Brassicaceae. Gene Ontology annotation, cellular component: plasma membrane; plant-type vacuole membrane. The transcript is spliced from 4 exons.